ACCUACGCUCAAUUUUGUUGUUUUGUACAUUUCUAUCCAGUAAUUUCCCCGAUUUAAAUUACACAAAGUUGAAUAUUUAUUUUUGUCAAGCGGUUAGUACACUUUAUGACUUCCAAGUAAACUAACAUGACAAUUAGUAAAUGUAAAAUUACUUGUUAAAACCUAUAGUAUAGCAAUAAUUUUACAAAAUCAAUAAAAUAUGGCGCUCACAGUAGCUACUUUAAACACAUUAAGAGUAGCAAAUCAUGAUUUCUCUAUGGCUCUAUACUCCAAAUUGAACAAAGACAAUGAAAAUCUAUUCUACUCGCCCAUAAGCAUACACAUUGUUUUGUUGAUGGCAGGAAUAGGAGCUGCUUCUAACACUUAUAAUGAAAUUUUCGAUACUAUUCGUAUGCCAAAGAACGAUGACACUUUAGAACCUUAUGAAAAGUUGUUAAGCACUCUUAAUGAAAAAAAUGACGCUGUAAAAUUAGCAACUGGCAUGUUUGUUGAAAAAUCAUUCAACAUAAAGCAAAGUUAUGUAGAAAAAGUCUUGAAAUAUUUAAAUUCAUCCGUAGAUGAGUUAGAUUUUAAAAGUCAACCAGAAAACCAACGGAGUUACAUUAAUCAAUGGGUGGAAAAUAAAACUAAUGGAAAAAUAAAAAAUCUUUUCCCAAGUGGGUCUAUUGAUAAAGACACCUCUUUGAUAUUAGCGAGUGCAUUACAUUUUAAAAAUAACUGGGAAGAUGAUUUUAAUACUGCUGUGGAUGAACUAUUUUACUUGGCAGCCGGACAAUCAGUAACUACAAAAAUGAUGCACUUGAACGAAAAUUUGAAAUAUUAUCAUGAUAGUGAUUUAGAAUUGUCUGCAAUUGAAUUGCCUUAUAUUAAUUAUGACUACAAAAUGAUGAUUUUGUUACCUGAUGCUAAAGAUGGAUUGUCUAAAUUAGAAAAUAACUUAUCAAAAAUAAAAUUAUUUGAGAUUUCCAAAAAGAUGUCAACUUAUACUGUUGACGUUAAAAUGCCAAAGUUUAAAAUCGAGCAAGAAUAUAACCUGGUUGACGUAUUGAAUAAACUCGGUUGUUCAUCAAUGUUUUCAUCAAAUGCUAACUUUUCUGAAAUAUCUGAUGGUCCUAUUGUUGUAAAUGAUGUUUUACAUAAGGCUUUUAUUGACGUUGACGAAAAAGGAACUGAAGCUGCUGCUGCAACGGGCUUGAAAAUUGUUCCAAUGAGUGCACUCAUAGCACCAAAUGCCCAAUUCUAUGCAGAUCAUCCAUUCAUAUUUGCAAUUAUGACGCGUAAGAAUGAUAUCCUUUUUAUGGGUAACCUCAAAAAACCUUCAAAUUAAUAUUCCUUUUUUAACAAAAGUUUGAUUGUGCUAUUUUUUUAUUGAUAUUUUUUUUUUUGAUAAUGAUAAUGUAAUUUAAAAUUUUGCAAUCGAAUUUAAUUUAUAUAUAAAAAAACUCAUUUUAAACAAAAUAACAUAACUUAUUCGGUUAAAUAAUAAACGAGUUAUUCAUAUAUAAGAAGUUAUUUUUUAUAUAUUUAAAUAAAUCAAUAGAUUAAAAAUUGUUCAAAAUUAAAAUUAUUAAAUUAAUUUUAUAUUUUAAUUUUUAAUAAUGUAAAUAUCUUUUAUAUAGUAGAAUUUAAGCAAAAUCAAUCACUAUCUAAUGAAUUAAAAUAAAAUAAAAAAUUCAUAUACAAUUGAGUUUAGUAUUAUCUAGUAACCAUGGUACAUUUAAAUUUAGAAAACUGAUGUUAAAGCGAAAUAGAACUACAAAUCAGCAAGAGAAAAAAAAAUUGUAAUUAAAUGAGCAUCUUAUUCAUAUUAGUAAAGAGAUUAUUAUUAACUUUGAUAAAAAAUAGCAGAUAAAUAUUUUUUAUUUAACAAUAAAAAAUAUAGCAACCAAUUAUAAAAGUUAAAAAAUUAUUAUAUUUUAUCAGUUUUAUUGCAAAUAAUUCUAACAUAAUGUUGUUUUAAUUAGUAAUGAAACAAACAUGAUAAAGCCAAUUAAUUUUUACUUUUGAAUAUUUAGAUUAACUAUAGUAAAAAUGUUUUAUCUCAAAGAGAAUAGAUAGAUAAUUGCUUAAAAAAAAAAAGUUUAGAAAUAUAUAUUUAAAUAAUUUUACUAAGUCGUUGAAUUAUGGUUCUUUCAUUGACCAAUUUAAACGUAUUAAGAGUAACUAAUCAUCAGAAAGAUGGAAAAAUAUCUGCAAUUAAAUUACAUCAUGAUUUAAUAGUCAUCAUUAGAUCCCAGACUUAAAUUUCCAGAAAAUAUUAACAUCUUUAGAUUUAAUAUAUUCAUUUUUAACUGUAACGCUAUCUAGCGGAUAAAUAAAUAAAAUCUAUUACGUAAAUACUAUUUUGAAUGUAGAUCGCGAUUGGCUAAUAAAUUAAAUAUUAAAAUUUA
Molecule: messenger RNA, 2390 nt
Organism: Daktulosphaira vitifoliae (grape phylloxera)
Lineage: Eukaryota; Metazoa; Arthropoda; Insecta; Hemiptera; Phylloxeridae
Product: serpin B4-like
Exons: 8
Coding region: 200-1327 (375 amino acids)
Molecular function (GO): serine-type endopeptidase inhibitor activity
Source: RefSeq, a predicted model, not a curated record